GUUUCCGUGGCGGUGCCAUGACCGUGGUCACAGUUCCGCGAUGGUCUACUACCUCCUGGUGGUCGCUCCUUCUUCAGCUCCCACCCCCUCUGCGUCCUCCGGCAUCUACGAGCGCCGCCGCAGCCGAACGACGACAUCCCGGGCGGAAGGGGCUGAAGAGGAGACGAUCCUCGACGUCUUUGAGGUCAAAGGUUUGAAGAUCUUCCGUGCCAUCGGUGCAGGCGCAGGUUUGGAAGAUGCCUUGCCAAUACAGAGGACCAGUGCCCUUCUUCUUGUGGCCAUUCCCUCUGAGUUGUCCUUGGACGAUCUCUGCCAUUUCCUGGGCCAUCGCGAAGGCCUGGAAGCCGUCCGUGUGGUCUUUCGAAAUGAACCGCGGGGACGAUUCUUCUGUCCUUCCUUGGAAGGGAAGAGCGGUCCCGGCUCUGGGGGCGGAUUCUACACCGCCAUCCUGCUGUGUCGAUCGCAGGCGCAUGCAGAUGCCUUGUACAAAGCCAAUCAUGGGAAGUUGUUCUCCCACGACAGCAGUCAGGACGAUAAAGGACCCUGCUGUUACUUAGCCUUUCUGGAGGCCAUCGUCUAUUCCUCGAAAUCCUGGGAGCUCACCCGGACCAAAUCCGACGAAUUGCAAAAGUCGAGCCCCUCUGAUUCAGAGAUGCCAGAGGCAGUGAUUCCAAGCACGGCCUACGAAGUGCCAUCGUGCCCAGUGUGUAUCGAGCGCAUCGAUGUCUCCGGCACAGGCUUGGUCACGCACAGCCACGGCUGGAGCGCCGAACACCAGGACGCAGGGCGACCCCCCACCUGUGUGGCGUGUGCCAUCAUCACCGCCACCAAUGGGGGAGCCGCGCAGCGGAAGAACGUGGCGGGAAAUCCUGUGACUUUGCAGUGCGAGUGUUGCUCAAAGCAAGAUGAAUUGUGGGUUUGUUUGAUCUGCGGACAUUUGGGCUGCGGCAGAUAUCAAGAUGCCCAUGCCAAGGACCACGCCACGGAGUAUCGGCACCGCUUCUGUUACCAACUGGACACGGGUCGCAUCUGGGACUACGCCAGCGACGUCUUCGUGCACCGACGCCUGGUGCAGCACGCGGCCAUGGGACACUUCGAACUGGCGCUGCCGGCGCCCGCCAUGGAAGAGUCCAGGGGUUCCAAGGUCCCUGUCCCUGGACUCCCGGGACACGAGCAGCUCCUUUCGAUGGAGCUCGAUGCCAUCUUGGCCUCGCAGCUGGAUCACCAACGCUCCCUCUACGAACGUCAACUCGCGGACUUGCAGCGGCAACAGAGUAGCUCAGUGAACGACUUGCAAAGUGCGAUUGAAGCCGAAGGACGACGUGAAGCGGCCAUGACGGAAGAAAUGCAAAGCCAUGAGAAGCAGAUGAAAAUGCUGGAGAAACAGUUGGCUUCGGCGCAGAAGUCUUGGAGCACGGAACAGGAAAAACUGAAAUUCGCCAAAGAGCUCAAUGCCUCGCUCUUGCAAAAUCGCAAAGACAUGGCGGAUGGAGAAGGCAAAGAGUCCAAGACAGAGGAGGAUGCCUUGGUGUUGCGGCUGCGCGAAAAGGUGGCCCUGCUGAGAGAACAAGUCUCCGCCUUGUCGAGUCCCAUGAAUACUGACUUGGGAGUUCGCAAGGCCCAAUUCUUUGAUCGCUGCUUACGGGCAGAUCGUUCCGUGGAAUAUCCCAGGCGUCCAGCCCUGCCGCCGGUGAAGAUCUCGUCCUUCCGUGCCCAAGAGGUGAAAGUGCCAAACUCACCAAAGGCUCCAUGGCAUAG
Messenger RNA from Cladocopium goreaui, 1758 nucleotides. Lineage: Eukaryota; Dinophyceae; Suessiales; Symbiodiniaceae. The record is from the annotation of a GenBank genome assembly.